Molecule: messenger RNA, 3564 nt
Organism: Bemisia tabaci
Lineage: Eukaryota; Metazoa; Arthropoda; Insecta; Hemiptera; Aleyrodidae
Source: RefSeq, a predicted model, not a curated record
UGGCUGCCGGCCGCUCUCUCAUCACUCGCGAAAUCAGCUUCGCCGCCGCAGCGCGAACUCUUGUUGUCCCGUGUGGUCCCGUUUCAGUGAACUCCGCCGCUGUCCGCCCGCGAGUGCGCUUAGUGACGUUCUUUGAAGUGACCACCUCUUCUGUUUUGGAUUAACUUGAAACACAGAUGCGCUCGUGAUGGGAUCGAUUCCAGACUUAUCUAUUCUCAAGGGUGCUAGCCGCCGGGUUCCAGAGCGCGUGGUCCUCCACCGUCUGUUCGAGAGGAACGCGCACCACCCUGCAACCGCCGACAACACAGCACUUAUAUUCCAAAAUGAGUCAAACCAGAGCCUGCAACUGAAAUACUGGGAGUUGGACGAGGCAGCGAACCGUCUUGCCCGAGGGAUCCUGCGCGUCGUGCAGGAGAAGGGCGGGCGCUUCAACCGCGACGGCGACAACAUCGUGGCCGUGAGCAUCCCCCCUAGCGACACCCUGGUCGUCACCCUGCUGGCCGUCUGGAAGGCCGGCGCCGCAUACCUCCCGCUUGACGUCCAAGCCCCUGCCAACCGGGUCCGCCAUAUCCUCGACGAAGCCAAGCCUCUCCUCGUCAUCAGCCACCGAGAUGACUGUGCUGAAAACGAACUUUUCGAGAAUAUCAAUGUAGUGAGCACUGGUUUCCUCGAAAAAGAAGCUGCAAAAUACUCAUCGAAAAUCCUCCAGGAAAAUGAAAUGUUCAGGACAGCUAAUGAGCCCUCCAUGGCCAUUGUUUUAUACACGUCGGGCAGCACAGGAAUUCCGAAAGGAGUCCGAAUCUCCCACCGCGCCGUGUUCAACCGGUUACAGUGGCAAUGGAACACCUUCCCUUACGCCGAGAGCGAGCGGGUGUGCGCCUUCAAGACCGCCCUGACCUUCGUCGACUCCGUCAGUGAGAUCUGGGCGCCGCUCCUCUCGGAGACCCCCAAGUCCAUCCUCGUCGUCCCAAAGGAGGUGACCAAGGACCCCGAACGCCUCAUCGCCGAGCUGGAGCGACACAGGAUCGAAAGACUCGUCCUGGUGCCAUCCCUCCUCCGCGCCAUCCUCCUCUACCUCGAGCUCGACAAGAACAACGCCCGAAGGGACGACCAGCUCCUCAAACACCUCAAGCUCUGGGUCUGUAGUGGGGAGCCCUUAGUGCCCAGCUUGGUGAAACACUUCUUCAACCACUUCGAAGGCACCGAACACGUCAUCUGCAACUUCUACGGAAGCACUGAGGUCAUGGGUGACGUGACCUUCGAGAAGAUGAGCGCCUUCAAGGGGGAUUUAGUUCCUAUCGGUCUGCCGGUGGACAACAGCGUGGUCUAUCUGCUGGACAAGAAACUCAACCCGGUGCCCUCCGGACAGAUCGGCGAGAUCUACUGCUCCGGACUCAAUCUAGCGUCAGGCUACGUCAACAACCGUGACGCGGACCGCUUUAUCGCCAAUCCUCACACGGUGGAGCCUCAGUACGCUCUUCUCUACAAGACCGGUGACUACGGCAAGAUCGUUGACGGCACCUUGGUCUACGAGGGCCGAACAGAUAGUCAGGUCAAGGUCCGGGGUCAUCGGGUCGACAUGAGCGAGAUCGAGAACUCCCUGCACAAGAUCAACGGCGUCGACAAGGUGGCCGUCCUCUGCUACAAGCCGGGAGAAGUCGACCAGGCCAUCCUCGCCUUCGUCACCCUCCAAGACCCGAGCUGGACCGCCGGCACCAUCGAGGAGGAGCUGAGCAAGACCCUGCCUCCCUACUCCCUGCCCACCAUCCGGGUCCUGGACAAAAUCCCCCUCCUCAACAACGGGAAGACCGACCGGCAGUUCCUGCUCAAGGCCUACGGGGAGGAGGUCAGCGAGAAGGGGGGCAAGCGGGCGCCCGUAGACUUGACCGGUGUUCCUGAAAACAAGCGCAAGGCCGCCCAGUGUCUCUUCGAAACCGUGGCCUCCAUCCUAGGUGGCAGCCUCAAGUGCCCCAUCAACAAGGACGUUGGGUUCUUCGAACUCGGAGGCAACUCUUUAAACUCCAUCUACACCAUCACGAAACUCCGAGACCAAGGCUUCGUUAUCGGUAUAACGGAAUUCCUAUCCUCCAAGACUUUGGGCGACAUCCUGGACAAGAUCCGCACGGAAGACGAGGACUCCAACAUCCUCGCUGACGAGAACAACAACAAGGGUAAAACCAAGUACGAAGCGGAGAUCCUGGACGACAAGCACCGGGAGGCCGUCACGGAGAUCAUCGCCGAUAGUUUCUGCGAGAAGGGCGAUCUCGAGCAGUGCAUCCAGCCGAGGAUCGAACGGGACGCUUACAUUGAGCUCCUGGACGUCCUGUGGGUCCACCUGGUGGAGAAAGGUCUCAGCUUCGCCGUCAAGUCCGCGGAGACGGGCGAGUACGUCGGGGCGUCGUUGAGCUUCGACGUGCACGAUGAACCUCCGGUCGAGAUCACCAGCCGGCUGAACAUCAUCUUCGAGUUCCUAGAGUUCCUGGAGGGCCCCAUCCGGGAAACCAAGCUCCCGCAGGGCAAGGGGAAGAUCCUACACGGCUUCAUGAUGGGGACCCACAAGAAGCUGGACGCCAAGGAGAACAUCGAGGUCAUCCAGUUCAUGGAGGAGGAAGAGGUUCGGCUCGCCAGGCGGCGCGGUUUCGAGAGCAUCUUCACCAGCAACUCCAGCCCGCUCACCCAGCAGCUCGGCUCGGAUGUCUUCGACUAUGAAGUCCUGCUCGACUACCAGGUGAAUAAGUUUGUAGCGGAGGACGGCUCGAAGCCCUUCGGGUCGGCCCCUGACACGCAGACGGUUUCUUGUUCCUUAAAGAGAGUUUAGCUUUUCGGCUCUUCUUCGAUUUUAUUCUCGGGCCUAAAUGAUCGAGGUGCGGUUGACGUGCAGAAAGAAAUUAGUGAUUCAAAGGGAGCCAUUUGAUUUUGGUAGAUUUUACCAAUAUUCAUAGUUGCAGCGCAAGUGCGACUAUAACAGGCUAUGGUUACAUAGAAUUAAUGGUACUCCAUCAUAAUCCUUAUUUUCUUUUGGAUAUGAUUUUAUAAGCUUUCCUCUGUGCGGUGCGGAAAGUAAGCCACACGCUGUUGCUGGCAAUGUCUACAUGGCAAGAUAAACUGUGGUUUGACAAGCAGUAAAUUUGACAACUGAAGCAGUGAUUUAGCUUGUGUUUAAAGGCCCCUCCCUUCUGGAGGUGUUAAAUGGCAUCCCUAAAACAUGACAAAUGAGGAGUCUCUCUAAGUACUCGUCCCUAGUUUUCUAAGUGCAUUGUAAAAUUAUUUUAAUUGAGCAUUUCUAAAAGAGCCCCCUUAUUUUUCAUCAAAUUUCAUGGUUUAGUGCACGUUUUUCCAUUCUGGUUUUAACCUUUUAGGUUAAGCAACUUACCUUUUUUGAACGAAGCACACUCACGAUGUGUGCAAAACGAAAAUCAUCAAUUUAUUGAACUUUGUAUGUCAUUUUGUGAGAAUGAGGUUUAAUUUUGGUCAUGGUGAGCCAUCGUUGGAUUCAUGAGGUAUAUCUCGUUGUCUAACGAGUGGUUCAAGUACCAACUAAAAAUUUCAUUAUUUUACCGAAAA